AUGAUGUCGUCGGUGCUGGCGAGUCAGCCUUCUUCGUCUUCUUCUUCGUCGGUGCUGGCGAGUCAGCUCUUCUUCGUCGUUGUCGUGGUUGUCGUGGUUGUUGUCGUAAUUGUUGUCCACCUUCCUCAGGCCGCAUGCCCAACAAGUUUGUCGUCGUCGUUGUUGUCGUUGUUGUUGUCGCCGUUGCUGGUGAGUCAGCUCUUCUUCGUCUUCUUCUUCGUCGGUGCUGGUGAGUCAGCUCUUCUUCGUCUUCUUCUUCGUCGGUGCUGGUGA
Molecule: messenger RNA, 273 nt
Organism: Penicillium malachiteum
Lineage: Eukaryota; Fungi; Ascomycota; Eurotiomycetes; Eurotiales; Aspergillaceae
Exons: 1
Coding region: 1-273 (90 amino acids)
Source: RefSeq, a predicted model, not a curated record